Messenger RNA from Aspergillus affinis, 1740 nucleotides. RefSeq lists its product as uncharacterized. Gene Ontology annotation, molecular function: oxidoreductase activity. The record is from RefSeq and is a predicted model, not a curated record. The transcript is spliced from 7 exons. NCBI's taxonomy places the organism in Eukaryota, Fungi, Ascomycota, Eurotiomycetes, Eurotiales, Aspergillaceae. Bases 1 to 1740 code for a protein of 579 amino acids.
AUGGCAGCCCUUCAAGGUCUACGGUCCACGUACCGCAUGAACUCGGGUCAUGAAAUCCCGAUCCUUGGAUACGGAGUCUAUAUGAUUCCUUCUUCGAAAACUGAGCGGAGCACUCUGGAAGCCUUCAGAAUCGGUUAUCGCCAUGUGGACUCCGCAAUUAUGUAUGGCAACGAGCGCCCAUGCGGUCGCGCCAUCCAGAAAUCUGGAAUCGACCGCUCUCAGCUCUUCUUUACAACCAAGAUCCCACCUGAAUCGAUGGGCUACGAUCGCACCAAACGAGCCAUCAAAAGCAGUCUGAAAGAGGCCGAGCUGGAUUAUUUCGACCUAAUUCUGAUUCACGCUCCCUACGGCGGAAAGCAAGCCCGUCUUGGCUCGUGGCGUGCAUUAGUCGAGGCCCAAGAGGCAGGAAAGAUCAAAUCGAUCGGGGUUUCGAACUACGGGAUCCAUCAUCUGGAGGAGCUGGAGCAGUACAUCAAAGAAGGCGGGGGCAGCACUAUCGAUGUCGGACAGUAUGAGUUGCACCCGUGGCUCGAUCGGACUAACAUCACCGAGUGGUUGAAGAAGCGCAACAUUGUGGUGGAAGCGUACUCUCCCCUGGCGCAUGCAUAUCGCCUCGACGAACCGGUGUUGAAGACGAUCGGGAAGAAGUACAACAAGUCUCCCGCUCAGGUCAUGAUCCGCUGGAGUUUGCAGAAGGGCUUUGUUCCCCUUCCUAAAUCCGCCACCCCCGGUCGCAUCCAGGAGAAUGCCGAAGUGUUUGAUUUCGAGUUGUCCGAGGAGGAUGUGCAGUUGCUCAACACGGGCGAUUUUCUCUACAGUAAUCUUAUGACAAGUGGUUCGACCAUUGUCCGACAGCCAGCCACUGCCAAAUCCAAUGUCGAACUGAUCAACUCUCUGCGAUCGAAUUUUCAGACGGCGCAACACCUUUCUUCGACCUCCGCCGACGCCGCGACGGGCGGGGUACCAAAGGUUCAGCAGUAUCUUUCCUGGACGAAAAUAGCCGAUAACGCGCUCUACAUCCCCGCCAUCGAUUUCUCGCAGCGUGGUCUCGCUGAAGAACGAUCCCAGUAUGACAUUACGGUGAAACUGUUCUACCUGCCGGGGAUUCCGGCAUCCCGACGAUGCGCCCAUACCCGGGAGGCAAUCGAUUUAGUAUUGAAGGAGCUCCAUGCCGACUCUAUCGACUUGUUGAUCGUAUCCUUCCCUGGGAUUCUCUUUGAUGCGGAGGACGACAGCGACGACGAGAUGUCUUCCGACAACGGCAGCGAGGAGCCAGAUGAUUUUGACAGUAUGAUCCAGACAUGGAGGACCCUGGAAGGCCUCCAAGAGAAGGGCCUGAUUUCUCAGCUGGGUGUCGCCGAAUUCGGAAGUGAGAGACUGGCUCGAUUUCUGCCUCAUACGAAGGUCAAGCCCUCGGUCGACCAGAUCAAUCUGAAGGACUGCUGCGUUGUGCCGAAGUCUUUGAUCCUCUACGCCAAGCAGGAGAACAUUCAACUCCUCACCCACAAUGAUUGCAUGGAUAUUCUGCCUAGCGGUACCACUCGCGAUCUCCUCGGUCCUGGUGAAAAGGGCGCCGGGAUUCUUGCGUCCGCCCCUAACGCCGAGGAUGGCAUCCAGGGCGAUGUCGAGCCGCAGUGGGUGGUCAAGUACACGGCUGUGGUCAAGGACCGUGGAGUGGUUGAAAACAAGGGAUACUUUGCACUUGCGGAUGUCGGAAGUUGUGUGAAAGAUCGUGCAUGA